AAUGUGCCUCUGUUCUCACUAGUUUAAUUAUAACGUUAAAAUUACCUGAUUUAAAUGAAAAAUAAUGUUUAUUAUUUAGUUGUACUUAUUUAUGAGAAAAUAUUUAAAAAUAUCUGUCACGAACGGCAGUGUUACCAAUAUAAGCACUGAAACUCAGAUUUUGAGUUAAAUAUAUUAUUUUUAUAAUGAUAAAGUUAUUUUUAAGCGUGUCUUUUUACGAAACUGCAACACUGGAUUUAUCUUUCGUUGGAUAUUAUAAGUAUACUACUUAGCCAUUUAUUUCAUAAAGCUGAGACGAUAUAUCACAAAUAUUUAUGCUAUAUGAAAGUCAUUAGAAUGAUACCUGUAACAUUUAUUUUUCACCCCAAGAAAAUAUUUGAUAAUUGUGGCGUAAUAAGAAGCGCACUUUAAAAUUAAAUUGUCUUUGUUUUCAAAAAUAAAGUAUUAUAUUAUUUUUUGACACACUUGCUCAAAACGACGUUUUGUUCCACCGAUUUUUGGCUUAUAAUCCUAGAUAUUAAACACGCGUGCUUUUUCAGUAUAUUAUAACACUCGUGCUUUUUCAUUAUAUUAUCCGACUGAGUUAAGAAGGUAACUGAUUGAAACGGAGCCUUCUUAAUUUGGUCGAGUAAUAUAUUUUUUUUCACUGUCUUGACAAAAAAAUCUAAUUUAAAAGUUUUGUUUUUUCCUCGCAAGUGUGUUAAAAAACGUCGUAUGAAACGCGUGUGCAUUGGUCAUUUACCCACAUCGGCUUUCUUAUUGCGCGCUCGCUUGCAGCUCGCGCGCACAAUAUCGCCUCGUGUGUAAUGACCAACUUAGCAUACUUGUAUCAUAAUGUACUAAUAAUUGUUAGUAAGAAUAAUUAUGUCAAAAUGUAUUUUCAUUAUUUUAUUUUUGCUUUUAUUUUGUCAGUGCCAGUUGCCAGUUUGCGUGGAAUUCUGACAUUUCCUGGUACGGUACUAUAGAGUCUGCUCGGAAAUGUCAGAAUUCAACGGAAUUAAAAUUUUAUGUAUAUGUUUUCCGUUUUCCCAUAAAUUAUAUGGUUGACUUCAUAUGGUUGGUUUGUUCCAUAGCUAAGAAUAACGUGACUGUUCCAUGAACUGUUAAAAUUUUACAUUCUAAGAAGAGUUAUUCAUAGGUAGUACUUUGUACUACCUCCUCUCAGUUUUACGAAAUAAAUGGCUACUAUACUUGUACUAUCCAGCGAAAAAUAUAGUUGGUCAAGCAAAACGUGUCAGUAGAAAAAGGCAACACGGCGGCGGGCGGCUAGUAACACUACGUUGGAAUUGUUCGAAAAUCGCGUGUCGUUUAUAUCUUAUCUGUGGAACUGUUUUGUUUACAUUUAGAUUUUGAUCAAGUUUGUAAUUGCGAUUUUCAAACACUUUUUUCACAUCAUCAUUGAAAAAUAUACAAAUAAGAGUGUGCGUUUUCUCUAGCAAAAUUUGAUGAGAAAUUAAUACAUUAACAGGUAUAAUUAUGUUUGAGCGAUAUGUAUAUGUAAAAUUGAAGUUAUGCAGUGAUAAGUGCAGUUUACUCUCAGUAACAAAUCGAGUAACUAGUUAAAUUCGAAAUUGAUAUAAAGAAAACCGUUUAAACAUCUUUCUUUUACAUUACAUUACCUGCUCCCUAAUAUAUUCAAAGACUGCAAAGAUUUUAUAUUGUUUCGCCAAACGAACAUCAAAGAGAAGAAAUCUUAAAAUAUUUGAAAAGUAAGUAAACAUAGCAAUUAUAAUAAUAAACAUAAUGGUUAUAACUUGCUAUGUAUUUACAUAUACACAAUAUCUGAUUAGUUCUUAUAUAAGUUAUGAUUGUUACAGGUUUCUCACUCGUCCUUAAAAGGCAAGGCAAGAAUCAAAAGUACCAAGUUUGUUGGCAAACUCUCUACUGAAGUUUAUUGUAAUUUGUAUGGUUACUCUUACAACAUCAACAGUGUAUAAAAAUUAAAUAAACACCAAAAUAUCUGAUGUACUUAAUUUAUUAAGUAUUGUACAGCAAAAUACCUAUAAAAUAACCUUAUAAAAAUUAUGUAAUCAAAUCAAAUCUUGGUAAAGUAGAUAUUUAUAUUUUGUUAGGUGUCUGAAAACACAAACCCACUUGUUGGCUGGAAAGUAUCAAAUUUCCCUGUCCUUCAGUACAAAUUCAAAAUUGUUUUUUUUUUAUGAUACAGAAGGCAAACGAGCAGACGGAUCGCCUCAUGGUAAGCGAUUACCGCCACCCAUGGACACCUGCAACAUCAGAGGGGUUGUAAGAGCGUUGCCGGAAUUUAAGAUGGGAGUACGCUCUUUUCUUGAAGGUUUGAAGGUCGUAUCGGUCCGGAAAUACCGCAGACGACAGUUCAUUCCACAGUUUAGCGGUGCGAGGUUGGAAGUUUGGAGAAGAAGAAGAAAAAAAAAGGUAAUUUUAUAGACAAUAUUUAUCUUCGUUAUUAUGGAUUAUAUUUGUGGAAAAUUCUCUAUAACAUUUAUGCUUGAAAUUUAUUCCCUUAUUCAUAAGCUAUCGAAUGGUUAUUAUUUUUUAAAUGUGCGAUAGGUAAAUGGACAGAUAAUGGUACAUUAACCAAGUGCAGUCGUGUUUGGCGCCAUAAAACUUAGAAGAGCUGCAUUUUUAAAAGGGUUGAGAAAAAACAUCGGUAUGGGGGGUGAUUUGUUAAUAAAAUUAAUCGUACUAUACGUGGUUAACGGCUCCACUAUGUGUGCACAAACACAUUGUAUAUUUAUCUACAAAUAUGUUUUUUUCUGGAAUAUGUAUGUCCCUAAAAACCUCCCAGCUCAAACUAAUUUUCCAAUGUCCAAGAAGCAGUACUUUGAAUACUAGAAAAUAUAUAACAAUUAAAAAAUCUCUUAUCGUUUUUCUUCGGUCUCUUCAAUUACGUCAAAUUUUCAUUGGAGAGUUGACCUCCUGACCGCUGCCGGGCCGCCGCUGACAGUUACGUAAUGGGCCCGCCGUUUGCCUAGUGCUGAUUCGACGAAACACUCCCCGGGGAACGAUUGGGUGCGUACAAACUGAAAUUAAUUUUGCUACUUAUACAAUGAAUACUCAGCUGCUGAAAUAAAAGAGACUAUGAUUACAUUUACAUAUAGACUUUCAAUUGAAUUGGGAAAUCAUAACUAGUUGUACGAACUCUAACGGAGUGGAUGAAGGUUCGUAUAGUUUUUUUACGCCACGAUGAGACCGACCUGUCUGGUAGUUACUUUACCCUUGCGUACUUUUUAUUGAAGAAUGCCAUUUUGUGUGUACGUAGGAAAACACAGUCGGAGUGAUGGCGGUAGGAUAUUAUUUAAUGAAAUGAAAUGAAAUAAUGAAAUAAAUGUUUAUUCAAAGACAAACCUUAAAACUAAAUCACAACUUCCGCCAAACCAGAGUAUGGUUUGUUGGCAGACGAGGCUCCAAAUAACAUUAAGUGAAGGUUCUUUGUCUUAUGUAGCUGGUAAUAUUCAUAUUCAUUUUGAAACGUGUGCGAUCAAGGGUACUUAGUUAUUGACAAUAUCAAUAGCUUCAGUACCGAGUAAGCAUAAUGUAUUUAUAUCUACAAGUUCGUGCAAAAUCCGACCAUAAUUUAUGGUUAGAUCUUGUAGUCUGUCAAACGUCUACGACUCCUAUAAUGUUAAGUUUUAUUAGGAUGCUUUUAAAACUUCUAUAAAGCGUAUUAUUGGUCGAUCCUGUAAAAUUGAGAUACUUAAAACUUCUUCUGCUUGACGAGCACAGGCUGGCGCGUAAGUAAUUACAAUUUAGAACUCGCGAUAUCUUUGUCGGAGAAAUACUUCAUUUCGUUUCAUUACGAUUUUCUAAGGCAGUAUAUAAUUACGAAAACUUAUGCCUUUAUGUUCUAUCCUAGAAAAUAAUGAAGAUGUAUCUAAAAAGUCUUAACUAUUGAAAAAUUAGGGCGUUCACCCUUAAUCCAUUGAAAGAAGGUGGAAAAAUAUUACCUACGCAUACCUAGAGGCUCGGGACGUAUACAUCGUUUUUAGUGUUCCGUACAAAACUUUGUUCACGAAACACUUAUUUUAGUCGAAUAUUGCUUUCGGUUGUAACAGCACGACAUUUUAUAUAAAUAAUUAUUGAUUAAAGUCGUAUUAAGCCGCAUUAUAUCUCUAUUAUUAAAAAUUAUUUUAAUUACGUUGGUUCUCCUUUUAGGAAACGCUAUCCCAUCAAAAACAUUUUAUGUAAAAUGUUGCCAAGACGAAACCAUAAGGCUCGCACUAUCAAAAAGUUAUCAGUGAGCCAUAUAUUUUGACGAAGGUGUAAAGUUUGUGAAGAGUUACAAGCUUGUCUACAAGAGAUCAGGCGUACAACCGCGAAAACCAGAUUUCGCAAAUUGCGGGGAUCUUUCUCUUUUACUCUCACUAAGACGUAAUUAGAGUGACAGAGAAAAAUGCCCGCAAUUGACGAACUUCGAUUUUCACGGUUGUAGGCCUGAUCUCUUGUAGACAAGCUUUUAACUCUUCACAAACUUUACACCUUCGUCAAAAUAUAUGGCUUGGCCGUUUCGCUACCGUCAAAUGGGCGUAAGGUGAAAAAACUCAACUCACUUUUCAUUAUUUUUUAUUAUACAAUAAAUACUCGUUGUAGUAACGAAACGGCCAAGCCACAUAUUUUGAACAACUCAAAUUUGCAUCAGAUUAAUUUGCCCCACAUGUGGAUGAAAUGCAACUGUCUCAUUCAUAUUUAAACAAUUAAGAGGGCCUUUUACCACCUGGUAUAGUGAAAAUGAAAUUGCUCAUUCGCUUGUGAGAUGUGAAUUUGUGAAAAUCUUGGGCCCCGAUGAAAAUAAAAUCAGUUGUAAAAUCAUAACAUGUAAUUCUAUAUGUACCUAUUUGUUGUACUCAAUUACCUACCUGCCCUAACUUUUUAGAAUCCAACCUAUUAAAACUUCGGUACCACAAAUUGGGCCAUAACUCAAUUUAUUCUCGUUUAUAGUAUUUGUUUCGCAUCAUAUGAUCAAUGUAAAGCAGAACAUCUGAGACGCGAGGCUAUAGGUACGCAUUAUACAGGUACGCGGUCGGGGGAGGCCGGGUGGAUUUGGCUAAAUAGGGAUGAGUCUAAUAACAAGGAUCCGGCCGGAAAAUGCGUGUGACAGCCACGAGGCGAAGCAUUCUUUUAUAAUAAAUCAAGGUGAUUUGUAAUCUAGAUAAGCUAUUGUCUCAAUUGUGAAUUCUAAAUAAUGCAAUUUACGUUUCAUGGACACAAUCACCUGAUAGACAAUAGACAGGAAAUGCGUUUCACACGCGAGCUUACCUAAUUUAGUAGGCUUAAUUUUCUAAAUUAAGGUUAAGCAGGUUUGUCAUUAAUUUGGUUUUACGGUGACAAUAGAAAUAUAUACGUGUACACAAUCUGUGAAAAUGUCAACUGUCUAGGUAAGUAUGUACGGUUUAUGAAUACAGUACGGUUCACAUGCGGAUAACGGAGAGUUCAGAGCCCCUAGUGUAAAUUUAUUCGAUUCCGUAACGUGACGUAGGUACGCGUUUGCGUUAUUAAGUCUCAUUUUGUAUGGGCUUUAGAAACGGCGCGCCAAGCGGAACGUUUCGGAAACUCAAAAUCCCAUAAAAAAUUAGACUUAACGCAAACGCGUACGUCACGUUACGCCAUUGAAUAAUUUUACACUAGGGGUACUGUUUGGCACUCUUCUGGAAGAAAACCCUAAAAUACUAAUUUUAUUAGGAACUAUCUUGUUUCGGAAGUACCUAGCUUGUGCCUGAUUGUACUUAUUGUAAGAUAAAUAAAAACAAACGAUACGCCAGUGUCAGUUUUUCGUUUCCGGAAGAAAUUCCGAAUAUUCGCGUAGACCCUUUUCCCAUUAUGUCGUUGAAAUUAUUUAUUAUUAUUAUUAUUUAUUAAAUUAAGUAUUUAUAUUGCCGUUGAUUUAUCUUCCGUGACGUCAACUAUGGCUAAUCAAGAACCCGAGGUUUGUCAUUUUUCGACAAAGGUUACCAUACGAGGUAAGUCCCGCCCAGCAUGUCACAUCACUAGCGGGGGAGUAUACGAGGCGCUCGUAGUACAGUAGGCACCGGAGGCCUGGCCGGACGCGCCCGCCCGUUCGCGCCCGAGAUUCAAGCUUCGGCAAACUUUUACAAAAUUAUGUGCUACUUUUUUGUGAACCGGUGAAAAACAAAUUAGAAGUAAAUAGUUUUCACUCGGUGAUGGUCCGUAAAAACUGAAACAGCGAAAGAAGAUCAGAGGGCAAGAUGGCCAUCAUCCAGUCUUGCUGCUGCUGGAGGAGCCUGCGCCGCGGCUGCUACGCCUCAGCCUUAUACACACUAGUGUACUUUUCGAUAACGAUAGUGACCAUGGGUCACUUCAUAGAGGUCGAGCAGCGCUACUUGAGCGGCGAGAUGACUAAUCCAGAAUCAGAAAGUUUUCUUGAGCCGGAGAAAAUAACACCAAUAACGGUGUCACUGAACAUAACUCUCCUGGCUACCAGCACGCUUGGCCUCAUCUCUUGCUGCCUGCUGAUCCUGGGUAUUUACAAAGACCUCAAAUUCAUGCUGCUACCUUGGGUCGUGGCCAUGGUUCUCGAAACCAUGGUGGAAAUGGUCAAUCUGGUCUAUCUGUUCUACUUACAGACGCUAAACUUCAACCCGGUCACUUCGUUCCUGUUUACGUUGGAUUUCUUUCUCAUCAUUCUUAAUAUCUACGCGAUUAUAUGCGUUAUAUCUCAGUUUCAAGAGUACGUGGCGGGCCGCGGCACGGCCGCUUUCGACUUCAAUGAUCGGCAACUAGCGUCAGUGCAAUACACGGCCACAGCUCAGCACACUACCACAACUAGUUCCGGCGGGCGGCGGCGCUCCGCAGGCCGCCCCAUGCCGAGCCGGUGUGACCCGGAGGAGUUCUCUGAAGCGCCCAAAUCUAUUGCGCGCGGGAGCCGGCCGAUGCCAAGUCGGCACGACCCGGAAGAAUUCUCAGAAGCCCCCGCAAAGGCUAUAACGUCGGUGCUGUCUAAACCCAGCCGUUCGGCGGUCAAGAAACACGUGCAGUUUCCCGACGAGACCAGCACCAUCGAAGAGGCGCCGGAGAUCGCCGCGCCUCAAGAGGAAACUGAGAAACCUGAAGGACGCGUAAUCAGCUCCCUGUGGAUGGAGCUGGAGUCGGAAGCGCCCGCGCCGGAGCGCUGACGCCGGCGCAGCGAGCAGUUCCACCGGCCGGUGUCGCGCGCGCGCCUGGAGCGCCGCAAGAUGUCUGCCGCCGGAGUGCCGCCCGCCGACGACUUCUUGUAAACCCACCUUCCUGAGCUUACUUGUAAAUACAUGUUUUCUCAACCCUUAGCAUUACGCCGCAAGGUAAAAAUGUAGCCAAGGUAAAUGUCCUAGUGCUCGACAUGUUAAUGUAUAGUAGAUAACACCCUUCUCUUGGCAAUGACUUAUGUUCCCCGAUGACAUGUACUAAGACAGUAACGAGCCCUCGGAUGUCUACCUUAAUACCUAACGACUUGGACUGUGCUACGAAACCUGUAUUCGCGAAAUUUGGUUGCUACAUUGAAAAUGGCUAAGGGUUGAAAGAACAACUUUAUACAAGCAUGUAAAUACGAUGUGCAAUGGGAAAGACUAUUAGGAUAGUUGAAAGUUUUGAAAUGAUAUGAUAGUAUUGAGACGAAGGCUGAUGUGCAGUGUUUUUUAGUUUAGGUAUUUUAACAUUGUCAAGAAUAACAACAGUCAAUAUAUAUAUAGAAUGUAAUUUAUCCAAUGCAACAUAGAAAACAUGCUUAAUAGUCUAAUACGACUUUUACGUGAAAUUCUAAUUCUACUAUUAUAAAUACAUUUACCUGAAAUUGAUGCGGUGUUGCGGUCGUGAUUUUUGCCAAAUUGACAUAAAAUUUACUUACAUAUUUACGUUAUGUACCUAAACUAGGCGACAAGAAUCACAGGUAGAAAGUGGUAAAAACGUCGGUCUAACCUUAUAAUCAAGAGCGUAAUAAUGUAUCUGUCUAACUUUAUUUAUGUAAAGUUAACUUCGGCGCCCCUAUUACACUAAGAUCGCUUAGGAUUUCCAUUAUUUCCGUUAGAUCGACAGAACGGCCAACGCUUUCACAACUGGCUUGUGCAGAAUGCCUUGCAUAUUUAUUAUUUUUACCUUCAUAUUUUUAUAUAUCAAACCAAAAUUAUAUGUUAGAAAGUAUGUCAAAACAGUUACAAAUUCAUUAUAACAAUGUAUCUCCCUUUCUAUAGAAAGUUAUCGACGGAAAUUAAAACCAAACCCCUUUUCAUCAGUAUUCAAAACUGCCUAACGGAGGAAUUAAUGCUUGAUUUGGAUAUAUCGGACAUUUGACCAAUACAGGUCACAACAAAAGGAUAGGUAGAUAAAAUUGCAGUUAUCAUGAAAUUGGUACGAAAGGUGCUAAUCUUAAUUAACUGAUUGUUGCUCCUUGACUUUUUGCUUAAGUGAGAUAGGUUACUACAAAAAUUAAUUAAAGAGGUGUAUACAAAAUGAUCCGGUCAGAGUGUAUUUUUAGUAAAAAUACACUCUGACCGGAUCAUUAAAUUUUUUUUACCUGAUCCGCGCUAUUUUCUCAUCGUAAAUUAUCAUGAUUUUUAUUAUUAUUUGCAUUUUGGUAGGCUGGAGUUUACCAGAAACAAGAAUAUCAAAACAGACACGACAUAUCACAAUACUCUGGCUGUAACUUAUGGAAAACAAAACCUCAAUACCUAACUGAUAAAAUCCUAACCUUUGUUCGAUGUAUUAACCUUUGGUUCACUGGCUGACGAAGCUAUUGUCUAAUAUAUCCAUGUUAUAAGAAACCAUAUUGUCUAUCAAAAAACGUAUGACUUACCUAUUUACUUAUCAAUUCAAUGAAACGCGACAGACGUGAAUAAUAUGAAGAUAUUCCCCGUGGGUUGCUUUCUAUUUGAUAAAUCCUCAUGAAUCUCAUACUCUGUUCAUACGUGUUCAACGUUAGAUGUAGGUACCUAUUUUCAAAGGAAUAAGAUACCAAAUCGAGUUUGAAAGGCCCCAGUUAUGAAGAGAUUUCUCUUUCAAUCCUAACAAUAAGAUAUACAAGGUGAAAUACAUUUAUCCACAUACAUAUACAUAAAACUAAAACGUCCGCGACAAUGCGAAAAUUGGUGGAGGCUUGUAAAAAUUUCUUAGCCGAUCAGAUGUGUGUUGCAAAUGCAUGAGUUUUAUAAUUACAUAAAUAAAUGUUAAGUGUAAUUUACCAGUAUCCCUAGUGUAAAUAAAUUCGAUUUUGAAACGUGACGUACGCGUUUGCGUUUAGUCUCAUUUUGUAUUGGAUUUAGAAAGAGCGCGUCAAGCGGGACGUUUUGGAAACUCAAAAUCCUAUACAAAAUGAGACUUAACGCAAACGCGUUCGUCACGUUAUGAUGUCGAUAAAAUUUACACUAGGGGUACUGACCAUAUUAGUAAUAUCGUACAUAUCACACUUUAAACUCUCGCGUUUAGUACACAAACUUAAUGUCCUUAACGGGUCUAACACGAAAAAAUAUUUAAUUUUACCUUUUAUCCGAUGUUUCAGCCAGGUUGCACUAACUGUGAUCAAGGAAGGCUCGUCUGUCUUCCGUGUCUCAUGUUAAUAGGCAGUCACACUCGAAAAAUUUAAUCAAGUAUUAUUUAGAUAUUUAACACUUGAAAUAUAUCUUUCGUCGAAACAUAUUAUCUUUUUUUGAUAAGCUUUUUGGAUCUGAAAAAAAUUGUGACUAUUUGUUUAUUUUGUUCUUCGCUAGCGCAAUUACGGACCGUAAUUGUGUAGAAAGCGACCAACUUUUUAUUUUUGACAAAGUGACUUACACCAUAACUCAGUGGCUUUGGUUGGUUUCUGCAUUGAUAAAAAAAUGAAGUUGGUUCUUUUCUGCAUAUAACUACGGUAAAAAAAAUGGAGUUGGUUCUUUUCUGCAUAACUACGGUAUAUUAUGUAUGUACGCCCGAGUCCCUAUAAUUUAUCUCAACGUCCCUGAAUAUUUAACUAAAAUAGAAAAAUUGUGUAUAGAAUUUUCGUUCCAGGCAUAUUGCGAUUCUGUAGGUAAUAAUAUCCCAUCGAUUCCAUAUAUAUUUUCAUAUCGUGAGCCAAAUACAUUCGCAUGAUUUAAGGAAGCUUGUCGGCAACUUGUUUGGCAAGAUUUACUGCCGGGGAUUCGAUUUAGAACUUGUUACUUUGAAUCAGGUUACUUAUCUAUAAAAGAGGGGCCCCAGAGCAAGCGAUUAUAGCCUUAAAAAUGGAUAAGACAAGGCUUUGUUUCGACUCCUGUAGUUUUAUUAAUUAAAUAGACACCUUCAGAAUAACGAUUACUCAGCACCGAGACAAACAUCGUUAAAUUAAUAAUCUCUAAUAUUUUUGCUAGUGCGCUAAGACUACUUGAACAUUGGCCAUAAAAUGAGGAUCGCUCUACCGUAGGCGGCAAGAGCGUAAGUAUGCAAGAGUUUGAUUAACACAUAGGUCCUUUUUUCUACUCUCAAGGACUGAGCUAAUAUUUAUUGCUCAAUCCGCCCGGCCAGAAUUCUGAUUAGGCGUUUUUAUUUUCUCAUUUACGAAUUUGUGCCUGCACGCUGAAUUUCGAUGAGGCUUUCUACUUCAUUAUUGAUUUUGGAGGUCGUUACUUUAUUUUAAAAAGACUUGAUUAAUCUAAAUUUUAAUAAUAGGAAUAUUUUUUUCGAUUCACCGCAUCCACGAGACACUUUACAUGAAAUCGUUAUAAUGAAAGCCACAUUAUACACCGUGUUUUUAUUGAAUUCCGUUAACUUCGGGGUAUCGGUAAGUACAUUUAAGGAAACUAAAUGGCAUAGGAAAUUUACAAAAAAACUUAUUUCAUAUUUUUUUUGAUUAUUUUGUUUUUUAUAAAAAAAAAAUGUUGCUAAUAGCGUUGUUGUAACACGGGCAUUAAAUUUAAAUCAACCAAGCAAUUGAAAACUGAGACAUAUCAAUGUCAUUUCGAACACCGAUCGUCCGAGAUGGUAAUUACUUACGUUUAGUAGUAAUUGUAUGAACUCGUCCUAAACACUAAUCAAUAUGUAAACAAGCCCUAAGGCAAGUAUAUACGCUCGUUAUGGCCUUAUAAGAUAAAAAUUGAUUAUUGGUUAUCUCCGAAAUGGAGUUAGUUAGAAUACCGGUGUUUUUGUGAAAGUUACUUAAUUUAAGCUCAGGAAUGCACCCUUGAAAUUAACGGAAGUCAAAAAAACACGGUGUACUAUAUACUUGAUAAGAUAAAUAAAGUUUAAGAAAAAAACACGCGGUUCGAAAAAUAAAGAAAAAUGUAUGCUCGAAUAGAUAGCGAUACACCUUUGGUCUAUACUGUAAUAAUGGCAACACCGUUUGAUAUUCAACACAUAUCAAAUGAAAGAGUAUGGGUCAAAUAGUCAUAUGUCAUUCUAAGAUUAGUUCUGUGUCGAAAUAUGACAUUAAAUUUUGCUGACUAUAAAAGGACAUCAUCGAUUUUGGGCCCGGAGGAAAAACCAUCGCCUAUAUAAUACAGAAUAUUACAGUAAUUAUAUGGGCAUUUUAUUACGGAAAAAAUAUAUAAUAUUGGUGUAAAUGAAAUUGGAAUUAGAAAUACAUAAUAACAAGAUAUUAUAUUAUUCAUAUCCGUAAUUUAACAUAUUGAACAACAAAAUGAUUUCCGUCGUCAACAUCUUCAUCAACAUUGACAUAACGCUCAACUUCACACAAACCGUGAGGUUAUUUUAUUAAAAAGGUAUAGGUACGAGUAUAUUAUCUUUGCACUAAACUUCAACACUUCAAAUCUGUAUUCUAGUUCGACACUAACUACCACUAUCUCUGUCAUAGUCUCAUAGUUGACAUACGUGCGUUUCGAUACUAUUAAAAAUAUAACAGUAUCACUUAUUUCAUUAUCUAGUUUUUGUACCUAUGUUUAAAUCACAAACGACUUAAAAUACUUAGAAUUAAAUAAAGUUACUUUUCUCUUAAUUUUGGUUUAAAGUUUGGAGAUGUAAAUGUAUUCAGUAUAAUGAUACGUAUCAAUCUUUUUCCAAUCUGUCAAAUAUUUGCAACCAAGGCCAAUCUUAAAUAAACCUUAUUAUUGUUGAAAAAAGUGUUACAAAUGGCAAAUUAACAAUAUGUUCACUUUCAUUAGGAAAUAAUGUGCUACAAAUAAGAUCAAAAUAUUACUUUAUAUUACAUGAAAAAUUCCGCACUUAUUUUAUGGAGUGUGAAUAGUAGCACCUGCUUAAAGGUUUUUCUUUCCGGAUUCAUGUUUUCACUGCAGGAUUUCUCCAUAUUCCGGUUUUAUUUCGUAAUUUUGUUUUUACCAUCGUAAUCUAAAGAUUCUGACGAUUAAUAAAACGUUCGUUACAAUCCAAAAUGCUCCUGUUUGUUCUGCGCCCAAGUGCCUAAGCAAAAUCGAUGAUCUCCUUUACUUUGAAAUUUUAUUACGCCUCUAUAGGUACCCAAUGCUCAACACUUUACGCGUUAAGGCGUAGCACGUUUUUUACUAAAAGCUAGCUCGGAAGAGUAAAAUACAAGAGAGCACUUAUGCGGUUGUGCCGCUGAUGCGGAUCCCUACGCCGCUCCGGUGUGUAAGCGAGACAUCGCUAUGAACAGUAUGAACGUACAUAUAAUAUAGCGAUAGCGACGUCCCGCUCGCACACUGUGUGAGGAUCCGCAUCCAAUGUGAAAACCGCCUUAAGUUAUUUAAAGUAAUUUCUAGUUUCUUAUUUUCAUUUCGAACAGAUGACAUUGCUUAACGACUACACGAUUACAUAAAGUUCGCUCGAUAGAAAGUACGAACAGCCCCGUCGACCUCAUUUGCCCUCCAGGGCUUAUUAAUAAGGCUUUUUGAUUCAGGAUGAGUGGAAAUUACGUGAAUAUUACAACAGCUUCAAUUAAUUAAAUUCUGUUGCAGUAACCAUUAAAAACCUAUAAUGGGAGCAGGAACAAUGUUCGGCCAAAAGUUAGUACAGUAGGCAACUAUAAGCACAUUAGUAAUACUUCUGGAUGAUUUACAUACAUAGUUGGGACAAAAACGUUUGGGAAAACCAGCAUCUUUUCUGUGGAACUUAACUUAAAAGUUAACGACUUCGAUAUGUCGUGGCCAGAUCAUAGAUUAUGAUCAUUUCAUGAAAUGCCAUUUUAGUAUUGUUUACUUCAUGAAAUGAUUGCGACGUCAUGAAAAGAUCAAAUGAUAAAUCUGGCCACUACAGAGAUAAGUACAUUAUUCUAUAUAGGCUUUUAUGAUACAGCUUUCAAGAAGUAGGUGGAUUUAACAUGCCUAUUUUAUGUUGUCCACAGGAAAGACGCAUAACGUUAAGGCCUGUACCGAAAAAAACAUUAAAUUUCACGCCGCUGUCAUUUUGUUUCUAAGUAAGAUGUUUACGGCUUUCUUACCGCAAUAAAAAGUCUUAUUAUUACAUUCUAUACUCCAAUAUAAAUAAUUCCGGUUUUACGUUGUUCGACUUUACACCGGUAAAUAGAAAAGAUCACUAAAAAUUUAUCUUUUCCAAAUAGCAAGAAAAUAUGCCAAAAAAUCCUUCAUGCCUCAUUUCGAAACACUUAAAAUUACCUCGAAAAUUCGUGCAUUUCAUAAUAAAAACUAAUUUAGUAGUCUCUUGAACAGAAGCUUCGAAGCGAUAAAUCUCUAGGAACAAGUGACCCUGGGGCCAUCACGAAGAUUGUUAAUGGAAUUUGCGAAAACGAAGCAUACCUGUCAUAAUUAUCGUAAAAACUGGACUACUCCAGUUUUUACGAUAAUUAUGACAGGUAUAUCUACAUAUGCGGCUAAAGUGCAACUAACUACGAUGAAAAUCAGUUCAGUUUUUCGUACGAAAGUUAGGAUAUCUAAAGUUAUAGAAUAUGUGUGUUAGUACUUAAUUCUAGGCCAAGUCGGAAAUCAUACAAUUUCCCUCGUACAAAAAUCGCAUUUGGCAGUUGACAUAGAAUAGAGUAAGAGCUCUAAACAUCAUGCAGAGCCGUUCUCGCAACUAUUAUUAGGAUCUAAUCAAAAGUGUAUUAAAAGAGAAGAAUGAAACAGCCAAAAAAACAUUAACAAUUCCAGCAGGUGAUGGGAUGCUGGUAAAUAUGAAAAACUGGUCCGUAAUAAGCUGCCGCUGAGUGCGUUAAGAAGGAGCUGCUUAUCACUCCUACAGCACAAAUAAUAAAUAUAAAAAAUGACAAUUAUCUAAAUUGAAAGUCGCUUACUGUAGUUAUUCAAAAAUCCUUAGUUUGUUCUCAAUCGCAUCAUUUUUUUCACAAACACAGUUUUUUUCGGUACAACCAUCACCCAUUUAACUCAUAGCUCAUCCUACGGAAAUGUUUUUAUUUGAGAACUUACGAGUAAAGUUAUACUUAGGUAUGACUCUCAACAAAUGACGAUCGCCAAUUGCAGAAACAUAAUAGGCAUUUGAAACAUAACUUGCUCCCCGCGGUCCGAAAGCGGGCCUUUGACGUUUCUUUAAUACCCAAUGUUUAUUUCAUUUUGCCGCCCGUGACUUCAUAGCUGAUACGAUUUGAUGAUUCAAGAAACAUACGAUUGCGUAUACCGUUAUAAAAACAGUAUUAGUCUACACAUUGUAUGGGUUCCCACGACGACCGCAAUAAUAUUUUCGAGAAAUGGGUCCCUGGUCUGUUGCGUUUAAAAAUAAACUUCAGGAGUCACUCCGGUUUAAUCAAAUUUUGCGUAGGACCAUAUCGGAAAUCGCUCACGCCCACUUGACCUAUAUAUAAAAAGAAUAUCAAGAGCAAAAAUAUAUAUUAUAUUAAGUCUGAUAACUCCCACACACUAGGAGGAUAGACAGAUUUAUCAAUUGUUAAUAUUGGCCGACUUAUUAUUACUAUUAUUAGUUUUCGGGCUGUUCUUACAUUGAACUAUUAUUAAUUUGUUUCUUAGUAAUACGUUACGUUGCAAUGAAAGGCCUAUGUACCUAUAAAAAAAAUGUGGAUAGUAAUUAUGUUAGAAGUUUGCCACCAAAAAUACCUAUGCCACUAAACAUACCUGUACUUAAACAUAGUUAUCAUAUAAAAGACAAACAUGUAAAUAUCUAAAACGGAAAAACUUGCGUAUCACAUGAAUUUUAUAUCCAGUAACAAACACUCCACUGUCAAUCGAUUCUAAUGAAUUUUAAUUUUGUUCAGCCGUUUAGGCUACAAAGCGUAUCAAAAAAACAUGCGCAUCGAUUGUAAGCACUAUAAAUAAUAGUUAGAUGCAGGACAUAAUAUUACUACCUUAUUAAAAAUUAUCCUUCCUUCGUCUGUCCGCAAAUAAACCACCUAUCUAGUUAUCAUCUGACCUUCCUCAUGCAAUCGUAUCCGCCGUGUGAAAAUUGUGCGAAAUUAAAUAAACCCUCCAUCAGUGUCCAAUGGAACGAAAGACAAAAUGAAGCAAACAGUACAUAAUUUAUUUAUGCGGCAAUUAUUAUUAUAAUAAGGAGGCGCGGAGGAACCCGGGUGCGAUGUGGCUUGAAAUUAGUCUGAAGUUCCCUUGCCACGGAGACUCAUAUUUCACAGUCGUUCCGCUAGAAACCCACAUUUAUUAAUGCUUUAACAUGUAUUACAUAAAAUAUUAUGUAGAGACUUUGAAUAACAAGAAAAUUGUACAAAAUAAUAAUAAGGGCAUUAUGAUGCCUACUAGUUAUUUGUUAUGCAAUGAUUGUUGUGUUUUUAUUAAAAAUCAAGAAAUUCAAGGAUUUAAUGUUGAAACCACGAAGAAGCGAAUGAAACAAAAAGGGCUACAGCCCUAAGUGUUACGAAGUUAUAUAUUGUAUUCACCUUAAAAUGAGAUGGAGCCAGAAAAUUUACUUACAAUAUCCAGUCGACUGUAAUCUCCAAUUUCUUAAAAGAUUAUAGUAACUUUUAAUAUUAACGUGUGCAAAGCAUGUUUGAUAUUGGUAAAUAAAUAAUUAUUUCCAAUUACCUACCUUUAAGCAGUCCUUCCUUAGUCGCUGGAAGAAUUUUAAGGGUGUAUUCCUGAAUACAUUAAAGACCUUUGAAGUUCUCUUAAUUAUUUCAACGCUCAAGAUAUUAACCUUUUGAACGCCGCUUAGGAUGUCAUCGAACUUGCCCGUGUCGCCGCCUAUACUAAGUAAUAACAAACUGUGUAGUGCUUGCCACAUAACUUACGAUAAAAUAUUUUAUUGUUUAUAGUUUACAGUGAUUAACUUCAUUUUUUACCACCUUAUCAUUAAAAAAAAAUAUUAUAAUAAUUAAAUCACGUUUACCAAUGUCUUUUUUAUGGUUUCGUCCCUUUAUUAAUGGAUUGAAUCUGUGAAUUUUACCAGCUAUGCAAAUUUAUUGAUGGACUUUGCUACAUCACUAUUAUUUUUUAUUUCGUAUCUGUGACGUCAUGAGCGGUCUACUAUUUCAGACAUUGGCGAAGGCUUCAUUGUAUUUUCGUUGAUAAGUUGACACUAGUAGGGAGAGGAUUGAUCACAUUAGAAACGUAUCGAAUCUGAAAAUUUCAACGUUGUUUGGCAUAAUAAAUUAUAAAAUUUUACACAGUAACACAAUUCUUUUGAUAAAUAAAUAUUGUAAACUCAAUAUUAUUAUAGUAUUCGAAGUUUUAAAACUACUAAACAGUACCUUCUUAUAUAUUUUGUUGACCUAACAUAACUUUGAAAUAUCGAGUAAUCUACACCACUAAAAUUUUCUAAGUUAUAUCUUUGACGUCACAUGCGGUCUCAUUUUUAAGACGACGGCGUAGUCUGUAUUGAUUAUUAUUGCGGAAUAUAAUAACUUAGUAGGGAUUACCGAUGAACCACGAUAACAGAGUCUCGCCUUAUUUAUCGAUUCAAAUAUCUAUCAUCGAUGAAAAAAACCGACUUCACGAAACCCUGGAAGGUAGGCACUAGUACAAUUCAAAUAUAUUUAUUUCUAAGUUCAACUUUGAAAACGUCCAAGGACUCAAUAUGUCCAAGUGUCAAAAUGUCCAAGGGUCAAAACAUCCAUGGAAUCAAAAUGUCCAAAGAGUAAAAUGGUAAAGUGGAACUGCUUGGAUCGGGAUCACAAUGACAAGGAUUAGGUACUCGAUCAUUUACUGCGAGGCCAUCAUGGCAUGUCGUGUUGCUAGAGUCAAGUUUCUGGACGCUGAACGUGCACCUAGAACUGUAGAAGGAGUCUCUGCAUGGCAAUUGCGUAUGAAGCGAAUGUAUCAACACUUGGUGUGGCUACUUAAGUCAUUGGGUAACUUGAUUCAGUUAAGGACAGAUUCUGGUUACGGCAGAUUAUUUUUAUGACAGAUUCAGUCAUGGAAAAAGUGUCUACCAAAUCUAUCAUUCAUGGAUCUAUAAAAUAUUAUAUGUAUAGACAAUAUAGUAGGUGACGCCAAACCGCAUCAGACCGGUAGGUCAGGAUUAUUGGUAACAAUCAACCAGGGUCGCGUUUUAUAAAGCUACAAAUUACAAUUUACAAGCGUCUAAGCUCUUUCUAUCCUCUUGUGUUUAAGGUAGACAGUUUUUUACGGUUACCUAUGGAUAAAAAUUAAAAUUCUUAAAUUAUAAUUUUUUAGGUUUAAAAAAAUUAAAAUAAAAUACUAAAAUUCUAAUUAAUUCUUCAGCGGAUGACAUUGUAGAAUAAUAGACAACUUACGUCAUAUAUUUAUAAGAACAUAUCGAAGUGAUAAAAUAAAAUAGGUUAGCUAAGUAAGGUCAGUCGCAUGCAUAAAUCUUACGUCGUAAAUCUAAACAUCGAAUGAGAAAGUCAACGUAGAUAUUUCAAUACCAAUCAUCGUCACAUCACUGGUGUCUUUUAAAUAAGACUUUGGCUACGAGACUUGGGGUAAAAUCAUACAUAAUCUAAUGGUAUAAUUAAAGUUUAUUUUCAACUAGAAAAUAUAAUAAAAUCAACAGAUCAGUCUCACUGUUACUUAAUUAACAAUUACUGCGACUUACUUAUGCAAAGAACCAAAGUAAACUUUAUUAAAGUAAAGAAUGUCUUGAGAAAAACAUGAAAAAAAUUGUCUUAUUUAUCAGACUGCGGCGACACGAGCUGGGUAUUGAUUGUCUGAUAUAUCAGACUACGGCGGUCAAAAGGUUAAUCAUCAUCAGCCAAAAGACGUCCAGUUCUAGAUGAAGGAAUCCCCCAAGAAUCUCCACAACGUCCGUUCCUGCGCUCUCCGCAUCCAGCGGUUUCCGACGACCUUCACCAGAUCGUCGUGAUCGUCUUCCAGUACGCGAUCGCCACUCGAGAACCUUUCUACCCCAGCGGCCGUGAGCCGUCAGUUCUUCGAACAAUAUGCCCCGCCCACUGCUACUUAUGUUUAGCGAUUCUGAAGACUAUGUCGGUUACCUUGGUUCUCCUGCGGAUCUCAUCUUUUCUGCAGAAUAGCUAUUGUUCUUUGAGUGACUUUGAGCCUUCUUAUGCAUAAGUCAAAACUGGCUCAUUUUGGAACCUCGAUUUGGAAACUCUGCUGAGGUCUUCGAGCAUUGUACUUAGGUCCUUAAUGGUCUCAGCCAUUACCACCAUAUCGUCGGGAAACCUUGUGAGUGACCUUCAGAUAAUGCAUUUAAAUAAAUAAAAAUUGACUGUCUUUUAAUUGCAAUGUUACGGCUACUACGGACUUGCUAAUCCACAGACACCAAAGAAGCAAAGUACACUUCACUUAACACUAGAACAGUCGCUAAUAGGUCUGCUGGACCUUUAUUAACGCUAACUUGCUCGUUAGGUAUUGAACGACGAUGUCGUUUUUAGUACCUUCAAGUGAAAGUUCGUCGCGUCGAUUCGUCAUUUUUUUUGUCUGUCAGGGUGUCACAUUCACGAGCAACGGACGUCUGAAGUGUCUAUGAGUCUGUUAGACGUAUGUAAAAUUUUAGCCAUUUUUGAUGAAACAAUUCUAGUAGGUUAAGAAAAUCUAGUUUAUAAAAAGGGAAAUAAAGAUCUCUGAAGGUUAUUUACAUUACAUUUGAACGCGCUAAAAAAUAGUUAAAAAUGUCACUUAUAUUUCUAUUUCAAUUCAUAACGCAAGUUACAUGUCAAUUUACAUUAAUUAUUUACAUCUUAUGUCUAUUUUUAUAUAUCAACAACAUUAAUAAUAAUAAUAAGUUACCCAUUUUAAUAAUCACGUCAAAUUCUUCUUCAUUCAUAUAUUCAUCUAAUGAGUAAAAUGAUAAGUAUAGAUUUAGAUUUGAAUAUUUUGCGAAUAUGCGCUAAUUAAAACUGUUGAUUAUUAUUUCAUGAAUGCUCUAAUAAUCUAAUUUAAGGAAUAUUAUGUGUAUAACCAUUGUCUUUAAAGAGCUUUCAUUUUAUGGUUAUUUAAAUGACUGGGUCCAGUGGACCCCAAAGCGACUAAAUGCGUUUCAAACUAGGGCGCGACUGUUCUAGUGUAAAAUUUUAAUUAGCUACAGUUUAAUUCAUUAUUAAAUAUGAUAUAUUUGGAACUGAGCAACAAGAUACAGUAGUACAUUCUGUAUCUUAUUGCGACUAAAUAUGUACUUAACUUUAUUGUUGCAAGUUCUAAUAAUUCCGUCUGAUUUCCACAAAGUAGCUCUUAAUAAUGUCAGUUACAUAGUAAAUUUUUAAACUUUAUAACUACACUUUACAAUAUUUCAAUACCUAUCACUGAAAAAACUUUACAUUUCUUUAAAGUAAAAUCAUGAGGCGGAAAAUAUUUAGCUUAUUAUUAUUUCAUACGAAAGGCGAUUAUUUGAAGAAACCAACUGUAAUUUUCCAUUUCCCGCUUAAUCUAUCUCCAGAAUCAUAACUUAAACAAUCAGUCUCUUCUCAACGGUUUUUAAGCCAUCGCCAUCGUCAAUAAAAACGCGCUUAUUUGGCAUCAAGUACGAACUUGACAUUCGCUAACGUCUGUGUAACUUACUUUCUAUUCAUCUCGCUCGUACUGGCAUAUUAGUGCGAGCGAGAUGCAUAGAAAGUAAGUUACGCACACGCUCGCCAAUAUUUCAGUGCCAGGUCAGCGUCAAGCUCGUGAUAGCGUAACCGUAUAGGUAUAGAUCUGACGAAUGCCACUCUUCAAUGCACCACGCAAUAAGUUAAUAACGUAGUUCAUAGAAGGUAUCAUUAGAAGCGCCUGUGCGUUCUAUGCGUUCUUAUUUUAAUAAUUCAAAAAUACCAAAGACUUAGUAUCUGAUACCAAGUGUUUAAUGAUGACAUGGCCACAAAGAGUAUCUCACGGACAGGGUAAAGCGAAGCUAUUCAAGUUUGUGUAAGCAAAUAAUAAAAUGUAUAUAGAAUAUUAAAUAUAGCUUUAGUAUCGAUAAAAAAAUGUACUUUUAUGGAAGUAUGUGUUGAAACCAAAAUUCGUUAUAGUAGAACGAAGUAGAAAUUUUAUCUAAAGAAUUUAUUGACUUGUUUCUUAGUUAAUUAAAAUAUUUAUUAGUUUUAAAAAUGCAAAUUGUAAAACAAAAACAAAUCAUUUUAUAAAUUGAUGUUAAAGUAAGACAGGAUAAUGAUACCCAUUCACCAAGAUCAUUUGACUGGAUCGCCUGUAUUUACAGAUAUGCAAGUAGCGGCUAGUUUCCAAAAAGUUAAAACUACCUCGGAAAUUACAGGAUAGCUUCACAGGAAACCGAGGAAACUUUGGAUUUGGAAAUAGAAAAUUUCGAUUCCCGUAGAUACACAAUAUGAGAAAUUCCCGAAUUGUUUUCAUGAUGUGGUUCAAAAUCAUUUGCAAUUUUGGAACCUUUCUGACGGAACACCAGGGGCCCAUUUCUCGAACCAUAUUAGGCUAAUAUUAUUCGUGUGUUGUCAUGUACAUACAUACGAUUUGACAGUUUGUAAACUAAUAGUAGGUAAUAUUAGUUUAAUUUAUACCGUUCGAAAAUGGGCCCCAGUAUUCGACGAAUACUAAUAAUAAUAAUAUCAGUGAAUUAAAUAGGUGAUCCGGCUGUAUCCUAUUUCCAGCUCCAAUACUGAUUUAUUCCUGCUUGCUGAUUGCGCUACAGAGUCCUAUUGAGUCACCUGGACCCUGGAGAGCUCAACACAGUCAUAUUCAUAUAAUAUGGGUAUUCUUUCGUUUUAGCUCAAAUGAUUAAAGUGAAUCAAUAUGUAUUUCAUUGUAUAGACUCUUUAUUGCUUCGUUUGUUUUCGUAACCAACAAUAAGGUAGGUACAAUCACCUCUAAAAAUAUUGAUACGAACAAAGUGCCAAAAAUAUGUAUACAUGAUCUUAUUUACCCAUAUAUUAAGGUAUUGUAUGCACUUAUCCCGUAUAUAUAUUUUCAGACGUGACCGUACAAGUCAGAUAAACAUCAGUUUCAUAUAAAAUGCUGAUAAAUACUAAACAAAACAUGUAUUUGUUACAAGGUAAAAUAGUUAUUUGCGAUACAAGUGCGAAAAAUUCGCCGCGAAUUACCUAUUCACACAUGUAUCGUACAACGUUUUACAAUACAUAUGAUGAACCUUUAAAUUUUCGACAUAGUUACAUACUGCGCUAAUUUACGCACUAGUGCGGAAAAGUAGCACCAUAUGUACCUACUGUAAUAGUACAUUACGAUACAAGUGUGAAAAAUAGGAAAUUCGAAACGAGUGGCGAUAAAUUAAAACACGACCGAAGGGAGUGUUUUAAAUGAACACGAGUUGCGAAUUACCUAUUCGCACAUGUAUCGUACAACGUUUUACAGUACAUAUAGCCCUUUAAAUGUUCGACACAGCAACGUAAUAUGCUAAUUUUCGCACUAGUGCGGUAAAGUAGCACCAUAUGUACUGUAAAAUAUAUUUUAAUACAGUUGCUCAAAAAGUGCUACUUUACGUAGCUGUUUAGCGGAAAGUUGGAUUUUGCGAACUAGUGCUUUUUACUUUUCCACCUGUUCCAAUUCAUGACUACUUAUUGAUGAGUGUUAAUGUUAGUUUCCUAUAAAAGUCGUAAUCAACAUAAAAGCCUACUGCUAAUGUAAGAAUAAUAAAUAUAUGUGUAUUUCAUAUUUUAUUACUUACCUCUUCAUCAUCAUAACACGUUUAUUUUUUAAUAUUGAAUAUUGAAAAACUGUUCUUAACAAGUUGUCUGAAUGGAACGGAAUAGCUGCCGAAACGCCUGACAAUGCAGAGGCGUUUUUUCUUACUGCAAGAAUGUUUUAUGUUUCCAAAGGCAACAUUCGAUAUUUUUUUCAUACAAUUUAAAUAUACGAUACACAAAUAAUCGUAAAUAACGGUACUUAGGUAAUAAUAGUAUAAUAUUUUAUAUUUACAAUUGUUUCUGUCUUAUAGAACAUGCAUAAAAAAGUACUUGUUGUUUUUCAUAUUUUUUUGCAACUGUAUUUAAAAACGUCGUUCGAUACACGUGCGGAAAUUUCAUUCUUCACUCGUCCCAAGCCUUGCCAUAUCUCGGUACUCGUGAAGUAAUGACAUACUUUCCGCACUAGCAUCGAAAUGUACUAUUGAAAUGGAGUGCUUACCGCUGCGCAUAACUGGAGAUGCAUCGCGCGACUCCAUAUGUAUGUCAAACGCAACCUCAAGUAUUUUUGACAGUAAGUCAUGCUGAUAGCAAAUACUUCAUUUUAUAGAGAUGAGUUGACGUGUUUUAAUAAUUAUAGAAAUACGAAAAUUAUGUUAAACUACGUUGUAUAAUAUUUAAGUGAAUCACAAAUGUUACACCGAUAAUAUAUUUAGGGUGUCACCACCAUUGCCAUUGCUGUUUUUUUGUACCUAUUGAGUACCGUGCCACAGAACCUUACCAAACAAAAAUACUUAAGAUUUUGUUUUCAUGAUCAUCAAUUACUUUAAGCAUUGUUUACCUAGUUAUCUGAGACCAAUGUUUCUAAUGUGUGUACCUAAUCCUACAUAUGUAAGUAAUAGUAUAAUGAUUAAAUCGACUGGCUCUUUUGUACAAAUACUUAACAAUAUAUCUAUAAAUUCUAUGGAAAAUACUAUGAGUAAUCUUUUAUAUAUAAAACGUGUUAGUUGCUAAAAUGUACGAUCGCCAAAAUGUAUACAAAUGAUAUAAGUACGGCGACGAUUGUUUUAUGUGGCCAAAUACAUUUUUUCCUGAAAUUGUACCCUACUCGGAUUUGUAAUAUGAAUAAGUUUAAUUAAUUAAACAAUAUAAAUUUAGGAGAAAAAAUACUCUUCUCGUUGACAUAUUUUUUAUUAUUUUCAAAGAAGUAUGAGCCUAAAGAAAUUAAAAAAAAGCAGAGGUCUAUCGAAUGUUCCCUUGUAGUUACCGGAAUAAUAAUACGAAUACCUGCUUAUGUUUUUCAAUAAUGUUAUUACAAUUUUAGAUAAAAUAUAUUUGACCAGAUAAGACACCACCUUUGAUACCUAAAACUAUUCUUAUUAUAGUUACACAACACAGUUACAUUGUGUACCUAUGAAAAGUAUCCAGUCUCAAUUUCUUAUUUUCUUAUAACUAUUGUAUUAAGCUACUCAUUUCACAUGAUCGAAUAAAUGUACAAUUAAACCUCCAAACCAAACCUACCUAACCAAACCUAACCUAACCUAACCUAACCUAGCCAAAGUCCAACCAGUCAACUAUGGUCCAAAAACUCGAAUUAUUAUUUUUGGUGUAGCUAUUGUUAUUUUUGAUGCUGUUAAGGAAUAUAAUUUCAUGAAGGUAUGUAUAAUGUGUAAAUAAAACACUACUGGAACGAAUGCCAUUUUAAAGUAAAGCUCGGAUUCAAUAAUACUUAAUGAUAAAAUAAUUUAUUAUCUGAAUUUACUCGUACAUAUUGUUGUUUGGUAUCCAUAUUCAAUCAUUCAAUGGCAGUUAAAUAAUUUAUAAUUUUCGCAUACCAGAUAACCAGUACAGAGCUUUCAGAGAAUCUUCAUAUUAACAAUACCUUACAUGCGGUCUUGCGACCCCCGACCGCAGUGAACUAGUGUAUUAUCAAAAACACGGGCCUUACAUACGCGACAUUCAAUAAAUAACUAAAAUCACUUUGUUAGAGUCAGACCAAGCGGAGUUGGCAGCGAUUUUUAUAGCCCAGACGUUGUAAGUGUUAAGUAAAUGUUAUAAUUUUAUAGAAGUUUAAAAUUGUCUGACUCUGUAAGUGUAAGUGGUUCUCUAUUCUCAACACCCCAUAUUAUAACUGGAAUUCAACUGUAAAUUGGUUAAUUGGUAUGCGAUUCGUAAAUAUACAUGUAACUAAGAAAUUCUCAUAUGACAUUAUCUAAUAGUAUAAUCGACAAUACCUUUUAGUUAUUUUAUCUAAGUAGAUACACAUGGGUAUGGUGUUAAAAAAAUAAAAAUGCCAAUAUGUGCUUCAUAAUGUUGUAUUUCUGUAUUAUCAAUUUGUCUGUUGUUAAUUUGUAUUAUUAAAACCAUAACUGAAA
Messenger RNA from Cydia pomonella (codling moth), 24102 nucleotides. RefSeq lists its product as uncharacterized. The coding region runs from base 6183 to 7109 and encodes 308 amino acids. Lineage: Eukaryota; Metazoa; Arthropoda; Insecta; Lepidoptera; Tortricidae. The record is from RefSeq and is a predicted model, not a curated record. The transcript is spliced from 11 exons.